Messenger RNA from Anopheles merus, 3881 nucleotides. It is a transcript of the gene Rhp, whose product is annotated as rhophilin-2. NCBI's taxonomy places the organism in Eukaryota, Metazoa, Arthropoda, Insecta, Diptera, Culicidae. The record is from RefSeq and is a predicted model, not a curated record. Gene Ontology annotation, molecular function: protein binding. The transcript has 9 exons. Gene Ontology annotation, biological process: negative regulation of stress fiber assembly; signal transduction. Bases 1081 to 3522 code for a protein of 813 amino acids.
CCGAGGACACGCGCCUAAGGCGAGGCGAGUCCAUCCUCCCACCGCUCCCCCGCAACGUGUGCGCCGCGGCGCGCUCACCAGCAAGGUAGAAAGUCUGGAGGAACCGGCAAACAGAGCGUCUCGCGCAAGCGGUGUUGCUGGCUUCGCCGCCGCGUGUUGCGAAGGGUGGGCUGCGUAUCUCGCUCUCCGCGUGUUCAGCGCAACUCACCCUCCCUUCCAGCGCACGGAGAGCGCUGCUGUGUGUGGGGGUGCGUUCGUCGUCAUCGCGCUCUCCCUUCAGUGCCAACGUAAAGCUUGCUCGCGACGGUCGCACACCGCAUCGAUCGUCGCCAAUACAUAGCUCCGCGUCCAGAAGGCCAGAGAACGGACGCGAGAAUAGCAUAGGCGGAGGAGGAGGAAGAGGAAAACAAAAAAAAACCCCAGCAUAAGCAUAAAGCUUCCUCCCGCCCCCUCGAGAACGUGCGGGUGCGUUUUGUGUUUUAUGUGUGUGUGUGUGUGUGGUUGUGGUGGGCAAAGUGUGGUGUACGUGAGGGUGGUUUUGGAUAUUCCCUUUUACCGUCCCGGUGUGUCUUUCCCGUGCCUGCUGAACUGGGCGUGUUGUAGCGUGCCUUUUGUGUGUUUCUGUCUGUCUGUGUGUGUGUGUGUGUGUGUGUGGGUUAUGUUUUAUGAUGCCCGUAUGCUGUGCUUUUGUGCCGUGGGAGGAAUAGUCGAGGAGCGGAUGCCAUCAACUCAUCGCGCCACACCGCACACCAAAUCACCUCGAUCAACCUACUCCAGGGGACGGCUAUGUAGUUGUGCAUAAGUGCUGUGUGCAUACAUUAUACCUCUCUGUGUGAGUUUAUGUAGGAGCAAUUUUUGUGCAUUUAGUUGUAAUUUGGAAAACAACAAAAAACAAAAAGGUGCUUUUACAAUCAAUCCAGUUACAAGAAAACGAACGAACGGCGGGAGCUUCGGCAAGUCCGCGUCGAACGCCGUCACCAUCUAUCAAGCAGCGAACUGCGCAGAUAGCUCCACCACACCAUUCAACCCCUCGGUAACGACGGCUCUAAUCCGCUCAACGAAACCGCCCGCCCAGGUGAAAUGGAAAGUGACGAAAAGGACCAGUCAAAGGAACCGGCCCCGUUUCCCUACAUUCGGGGCUCGGACCCAAGGGUCGCCACCUGUCGCGGCAAGCUGCAGAGCAAGCGGUGCAAGCUGAACCAGGAAAUCAACAAGGAGCUCCGGUUGCGAGCCGGUGCCGAAAACCUUUACAAGGCCACCACGAACAAGAAGCUCAAAGACACGGUCGCACUCGAGCUGAGCUUCGUCAACUCGAACCUGCAGCUGCUGAAGGAGCAGCUGUCCGAGCUGAACUCCUCCGUCGAGAUCUACCAAAGUGAAGGGCUCGACUACGUUAUACCGAUGAUACCGCUCGGGCUGAAGGAAACGAAGGAGGUCAACUUUAUGGAACCGUUCUCGGACUUUAUUCUGGAGCACUACAGCGAACCGUCGCACAUCUACGAGGACGCGAUCGCCGACAUUACCGACACGAGACAGGCCGCCAAAACGCCGACCCGCGAUGCGCAGGGCGUUUCGCUGCUGUUCCGCUACUACAACCUGCUGUACUACGUCGAGCGGCGCUUCUUCCCGCCCGAUCGCAGCCUGGGCGUGUACUUCGAAUGGUACGACUCACUCACAGGCGUGCCCUCCUGCCAGCGGACGGUGGCGUUCGAGAAGGCGUGCAUACUGUUCAACCUGGCCGCCAUCUACACCCAGAUCGGGGCGCGGCAGGACCGCUCGUCCGAGAAGGGGCUGGACGCGGCCGUCGACAACUUGCUGCGGGCGGCGGGCGUCUUCCGCCACAUCUUCGACACGUUCACGAACGCGCCGUCGAUGGAUCUGAAGCCGCAGGUCCUGGAGGUGCUGGUGGCGCUGAUGCUGGCCCAAGCGCGCGAGUGUCUGUUCGAGAAGCUGCUGCUGCAGGUGGAAAAUUUGCCACCGGGGCGGGACUGUGUACAGAACCAUCGUGACCUGUCCGGGGAAGCGACCCAGCUGGCGCUGGAGUACCGCGAGAUACAUCAGAUCAUUCACAGCAACGAUGCCCACACGUACCUGCCAGAAUGUUGGGCCGGGCUGGUACCGCUCAAGUCAGAAUACUACAAAGCACUAGCACACUAUCACGCGGCCAAAACGAAAGUGGGCGGCCCGGGCGGCACCAGCAGCACGACCGAGGACGCAACCGCCGCCAACCGGUGCAACAAGCAGCAGCAACAGCAGCGGUACGGCCGCGGGCUCGAGCCGAAGGACACGUUCAUCUUCGACGAAACGUCGUUCGAGUCCGACCUGGAUCCGGUGACGCUGCGGCGGGCGCACCUGCGCGAAUCACUCUCUAGUCACGAGGAAGCGCAGCGCCUGCAGCGCAUGUGCCGCGAGCUGAAGAACAAGGUCGCCCUGUCGAAGGUGCUCAACUACGCGCACGAGCGCACCGCCGAGGAGCUGGAGGAGCUCGAGCUCGACCGGACCGGCACGGUCGGUUCGCGGUCGCACCUGUCCGCGCUGGACGAGCCGGACCUGGACCAGCUGGACGUGACGCUGAACGCCACGAGCAAGUUCACGAUCUCGCUGACCGGACCGGACUUCACCAUGCACCGGUGCGACGACCCGUUCCGGAAGCUCGGCCCGAUCGCGAUCUUCUCGGCCCGGCGCCACUGGACGGCGCCGCGCAGCGUCCGGCUGCAGAAGGGCGGCCCGUCGUUCCUGCUCGGCGGCGGCACGCUCGAUCGCCGCCAGUCACCGUACGGGGGCGGUGCCGGCGGCGGCAGCAGCAGCAGCGGGGGCAACAGUAGCAGCAGCCACAGCAGCAGCAGCAACAACAACCGCCGCCAGCAGUCGCGGGGUCGGUGCUGCGGCGAGUGCGCCAACAAGACGAACUACUACAACGACAGCCGGGCGUGCGAGGUGUGCCUGAAGGAUGUGUGCAACGUGUCGGAGCGCGAGUUCCGCGAGCUGAAGCUGCAGGACGGUGGUGGUGGUGGUGGUGGUGGGGAGCAGCAGCAGCAUGGCACGGACGGCACAGGGACCGAGGAUGGCAGGGGCGACAUUAGCAGCUUCGGGUUCAAUAUACGGGGCGACGCGCCGGUCAUGAUAUCGACGGUGGAAAUCAACUCGCUGGCGGAUCUCGGUGGCAUUAAGGAGGGCGACUUUAUCGUGGAGCUGUGCGGCGUCGACGUGAAAUGGUACACGCUCCAGCAGGUCCUGAAGCUGAUUCGCAACUGUGAGCACAGUCUCGAGCUGAAGGUCAUUACGCCGAUGGAUCGGAACUAUCUGAAGCCGAUGGCGAUGAGCCACAGCAGCAAGGGCUCCAUCUCCACGCUGUCCGGCAGCUCGUCCGGCAUCUCGUCCGGCGCACCGUCCCCGACCGGUACGACCACCAAAUCGGCGACCAAGACGCGCUCGAAGCUGGGGAAAACGCGCCUCAGCAGCUUCACCUCCGGCAGCUGGAACCCGUUCCGAAGGACGCAAAGCCUGGGCAAGAUAUUCUAAGGAGCGGACAGAGGGAGAGAGAGAGAAGAGAGAGAAGAGCUGCUUGCUUUUUUUUCGCCUUUUUUACGUUUACUUUUAAAACUUACACACAAAGGAAGAGAAAGAAACCGCCGCCCCUCUAAGCGUGGGUCGGUUUUAUAUAUUUUAUAGUCGUGUCACGACGUUCACCGGGGCUGAACGUGAACGCGUGACAAUAAUGCCAUUUUUGUUUGUUUGUUUGUUCUGCACACAACACAAGAUUGUACAGAGAGAGAGAGUAUGUGUGUGAAGCGAGCAGGAGAGUUUAUGUUAUUAGUAGUUAGAGCUAGAGAGGGCGCCGUAGUUAAAGUAAACAAUAAAUGAAAUAAUAAAUAAAAAUA